UCGAUAUCGGCCGAUACUUUGAACCAUGGUUUAGUGCCUCUAAUAUAUUGUACAUAAGAUGGUCUUCACAGAUUAAUCCCUCUGAUUUCAAUAGCUAAUCUUUCUCUUUCACUUUGAUAUUCCAUUCAUGCGCUGAUGGAAUUGCAUCUCUGGAUUUCUUGUCUGGUAUUUCAUACUUCAGUUGAAGCUUUGCGAGGCAAACAAUUGGCAAAGAGUGCCACCCAGAACCAACGUGUUUUCUCUUUUAUCCGAGAUAUGGAUUGGUACAGGUAAAAAUGAUUGUUAGACUGGCACAAAGACUGCUAAUAUCCCUGCAGUUAUGGCUGCGUCAGGAGCGAACUUGAAGUUGACAGAGGCAUUCAACUUGGAGGUGCUUAGUACCAGUUUUGAUAGUGCAAUGGUAAAGUGUAACCAUGCUGGGGACAUUUCUGGCUUGAGGAGGUUAUAUGAGAGCAUUGGUGGAAUUGAUCCUAACCCACUACUGAUGGGUUCUGAGCUUCAUCUUGAUGUGCCAACUUUGGGAUCGGGAGUGUCUCCUCAACAGCCACAGUCCAAAAAUGAUUCAUUUAAUGAGAUAUUACUUACUAGGUUUGUGCAUCUGCUACAAAAGUUUGUUAACAUUGCAGAGAAGGGUGGGGAAGUGGACAAGUCACCAUUUUGUGAAACUUGUUCCCAAACGACUGCAUUACUUCUCUCGAAUUUGUGUGUUUAUUUGGACAUGUUAGUUUCGGCUGCUCCUCCAUUGGGUUCUCUUGUACCUGCUGAACUUGUUGAUGCAUGGUUGUGGACAAAUGAUACCAAACGAGGACUUUUUGCAUCUGAAGUAAGGUAUUCUGGACCUGCAAAAUUAAGGUCUCAUCUUGCACCUGGGGAGCCAGAAGCGCUGCCCAAAAAAGAUCCUGUUGAACAGAUUAUGGCCUUUGGAAUCACUUGGGAACUGACAUUAUUUAAGGUGGGCGAGGCGGUUCACCAACCACGACAGCAACAAAGUUUGAUAAUUAUCGAAGGUAUUAAGAUCAACGUGAACUACAAAAAUGAAGGAAGGGACCAUCCUAUCGAGAAUAAGCUAGGAGGUCAAGAAUUCGCUGAAAGGUUUGAGCAUAUUUUCAGCAAUUUGGAAGGAAAAUUAUGA
Molecule: messenger RNA, 1132 nt
Organism: Ilex paraguariensis (yerba mate)
Lineage: Eukaryota; Viridiplantae; Streptophyta; Magnoliopsida; Aquifoliales; Aquifoliaceae
Source: the annotation of a GenBank genome assembly